This is a messenger RNA of Cataglyphis hispanica, 2711 nucleotides long. Its product is annotated as transient receptor potential channel pyrexia-like. Gene Ontology annotation, cellular component: membrane. Lineage: Eukaryota; Metazoa; Arthropoda; Insecta; Hymenoptera; Formicidae. Gene Ontology annotation, molecular function: protein binding; monoatomic ion channel activity. The record is from RefSeq and is a predicted model, not a curated record. The transcript is spliced from 9 exons. Bases 86 to 2443 code for a protein of 785 amino acids. Gene Ontology annotation, biological process: transmembrane transport; monoatomic ion transport.
CGCGCAUCGUGCGCCAGUCGCUCGCGAGCGUUAUGGGAAUCGCGCGGGUUCGUGAUUAAUUUGUACCGUCGGCACGCAGAAAGACAUGAAGGAAUGCGAUCCGGAUCACGUCGCGCUCGUGUUGGCGAUCGAGAACGGCGAGUUCAAUCGGGCGAGCGAGAUUUUGACGCGCGACAGUCAAAAUAAAUACAUUCAUCCGGUGGGUACUCUCCAAGUGACGGCCCUGCAGGUGGCCGCGUGGCAAGGGAGAAUAGAUCUGUUGGAUCGACUCUAUGAAAAAGGUGCUCAUGUAAACGACGUGGAUAAAAUUGGUAGAAGCGCUCUUUACUAUGCGGCGCAUCGCGGCAACGUUGAUGUGACGGAGUGGCUUCUCCGACGAGGAGGAUAUAUCGACGCCAAAAUCGGGGUCUAUUCGUGCACCAAGGGUAUCCCAUACACUUCACUGACAAAAUCUUGUUUCGUCGGAAGAAAAUUACCGUCGCCCAUGUGCUGGGGAAGGACACCCUUACACCAGGCGGUAAAGAAUAAUCAUGCCGACGUCGUGAGCAUUUUGGUGAAACACGGCGCGAAUGUAAAUGUUAAGGACGAGCGUCUCAUCACUCCGCUGCUCUUGGCGGGAAGCGCGGUGAAUCGCGAUGACCUCAAGGAGAUGACUAAGUUCGUGGAGAUUGUCAAGAUUCUAGUCGCCGCGAAGGUGUUCGUCAACAUUAUUCAUCCCGACACGGGUACCACGGCGUUGCAUCACGCGGCGAUGUUGGGCAGCGCAGAAGCGACGGAGGUAUUAUUGUCGAACGGCGCGUGGCCGAUGUAUAAGUGCAAGAGUUCCGGAAGCACGCCGCUUCAUAUUGUCGCGAGUACGGGCAGCACGGAGACGCUGAUGGUCUUACUCGAGGCAAUGCUGCCUCAUAACAUUGACACUCGCGAUCAGAUCAAUCGAACGGCUCUUCAUAGAGCAGCUUAUCGGGGCCAUCGCGAAUGCGUACGAAUCUUGCUCGACCACGGAGCUAACUUAGCCGCGACGACGAAGACCGGCAUCACCGUCGUUGAUGCCAUAUUCGCUCACAUCCCGCGACCAUUGGCCUUUAUAACGGAAAUUCUGGAUUCUUGCGUACGAACGACCAAUAAUUCUCCUCAAGAAACAUACGAUAAUAUCACUGUCGACUUUGGUAUAUUGGCUCCGAAACACCAGAUGCAAAUGGCAGUAGUCACGGCUGUUAUAGCCGCGGCUUCGGACAUAACGCAACUGGCGAUAUUACAGCAUCCACUUGUGGAGACGUUCCUCAGAUUGAAGUGGACGAGAUUAAGAAUAUUCUUUUUCUUUCUUAUGCUCGUACACUUGUUUUUCGUCAUUUCCCUCUCGAUCUACGCCAUAAUGUUUGUACGGGACGAUAGUGACCACGUAGUGACUAGAAGAAUCCUCGCAAUCUGUUCCUGUUUUUUGUUGUUUCACAAUAUGAUUCAAGUUUUAUUAGAGCCCAAACAUUACUUGAGACAAUUCGAAACAUGGUUAUCGUUCAUAUGCGCUAUACUAUCUUUAAUAACGUCAAUAGCAGGAGAGUUCGCGAAGAGUUCGAAGGAUGAAAUUGAGUCACAUCACUGGGUGUUGCAUUCCAUCAGCAUCGCAAUCUUGCUUAGCUGGAUGCAAAUGAUGCUGUUAAUCGGUCGAGUUCCAAUGUGGGGAUAUUACGCGCUCAUGUUCUCCACGGUGUUGAAGAACAUUCUGAAGGUUCUCCUGGCGUUCGGCUACCUGAUUGUCGGAUUCGCGUUGAGCUUCGCCGUUUUGUUCCACGGGAACGACCAGUUUCGCGAUUUCUGGAGAGCCGUCGUGAGGACCGUGGUAAUGAUGAUGGGUGAAUACGAGUACGAGGAACUGUUCACCGUCGAGAAUGGCAAGAGUGCCUUCCUACCGAUCACAAGCAGAAUCGUAUUCUUCGUCUUUACUGUGCUCGCCAGUAUCGUUUUAAUCAACCUCAUGAUCGGUCUGGCGGUCAACGACAUUCAAGGACUUGAGAAAGAGGGUCAUAUACGCCGAUUAUUGAAACAAGCGGAGUUCGUCGCGCAUUUGGAGAGGGUGACGUCACACCGAAUCUUUCGCGGCAAUUGGCUACAUCCUCGCUUAAGAAUGCUUCUACACUCUAGACGCGACAUUCCCACAAAAAUUACACUCUUCUCGCAUGAAAAUUAUUUUCAUCACGUGAGUCAUCUCACGGAAUCGCCUCCCAAGAUUGCUGCCGAUCUAAUAGAAGCUUUAUUUCUGUUAGCCACCAAGAAUAAUAACUUGACAGGUAAAAAUGUAGAGAUUGGCGACACGAAGCUGACUUCCAUAUUAUCCAAUUUAGAGGAACAAAUCCGAGAAUUGAAAAUAAAUUGUUAUCGCAAUUUAAGGAAUCGAAGGAAACCGUCAAAACGGCGCGGAUUCAAAAGAAAGACCAUAAACUUAUAGCGUACAUUUACAACAUUGCAAUUAUUCAUGAGUGUAACAAACGUGUAUUAAUCUGACAGCGGCAUUAUUAUAAUCAUGAAAUCGAAUGUGAUGAAGAAUCACGCUUUACAUUGCCGGUACAAUAUAUAACGAGUGCUUUUUUACAACAACAGAAGAAUAACAAAAAAAAAAAUAAAUAAAUAAAAGAGCGAAACGCGAUUAUGUGUAUGUAACAUCGAAACAUAACGGUAAGUCAGUGAUCCACUUUGCCUUUUCAGCUGCAUAAAGA